UGUUUCCAUCUGACAACCAAGAAGAACCGGGACGAGAACAAAGCAUUGUCCAUUGUCUUUGAAACUCCAUUAAUUCAGACUACGUUCCUAAUAAAAUGGGCGAGAUAAAUUUAGAGGCUCUGAGUUCUGCUUUGAAAUCGAUCAAAACUUUGCGAAGUUCUGUCGUUGAGAUCUUUAAAUUUUUAGAUGACGGAGCUGCUUCUGCUCAUGAUGAUGAAGAGCGCGAAAAAUUCGUUUCUGAUGCCCAGCAAAAAUUGACCAAUGCUAGAGUUCGCAUGAGAGAUUUGGAGACUGCAUGUACCCUACUUGGUUCAUCUUCUGUUCCACUGAAUUUAGGGAACUCAGGUCUUCUCAGCCAAGAUCCAACCUAUGAGAAAACAUCAUUGUAUAAUGAUUUGAUAAAGUCUCAUCAAUGGUUUGACAAAAUGCAUGAACAUAGCAGUCAUGCUUGUGCAAUCCUAGCUCAAAACUCCUUGAAGAGAACCUAUAAUAGGCCCUUGUCUCCCAACUCUGGACAACCUACCCGUCCUUCUGGACACAUCGUUCCCGCACAAACUGUUGACGCAUUUAUUUCUCAAUUUGGUCGCAUGUUCCCAGACAUGCAGAUUCAGAUUCUUCGGCCAUGUGGUGCAUCUACUGUACUUUUGAUUACACUUGGCAGAACUUUAAAAGCAUUGAUCAUUUUAAGAGGUUUGAUCAUUGAAUGGGUGGUUACAAAAGGAUAUGAUGAAGAUUUUAAUGAUAGAGAUGAACAACUGGAUAUGUGGUCAGGAUCUCGAUAUAAGAUAUUUCAAAAGGUUACAGAUCAUGCUAAUGCAGCUAUGUUACAUUUUUAUUCCCCUCAUCUCCCUGAUCUUGCUGUGCGAUCAUUUAUGACCUGGCUGCAUAGUUAUAGUAAUCUUUUUACUGCAACUUGUCGCAAGUGUGGUGUGAGGCUCCAUGAUAACAUGCCUCCUACUUGGAGAGAUGUACGAACUCUUGAUGCAUAUCAUGAAGCAUGUCGAGUUUGAAAGCAUUUUGUUAAACUGUUAAUGGCAUUCCAUUCUAAACAUUGCUUAUUUGUGUAAGCUUCCUGAAAUGGUGAAUAUUUUGUGACGUUAUUUUAAAAUUUUCUGAUAAUGAUUUUUGUAACUUCACCUCACUAUUUGCUUAUCUGUGUUGAGUUUUUAUUGCCUAUUUUGCAUCAUUAUUCAGUGCAAACUUUUGUGAACAAACUUUUUUAGACAUGUUUCAUGUGCAAAAAACUUCAGUAUACUUGUAUUUCUAUUUUUGUACUGUGUUGUAACUAUACAAACUUAUCUAAGAGCAUUCAUAUUUAUCUAAAAUGGGGAGAAUAAUGUAGCAGUAGUUAUUUUCUAACGUUUUUCUUGGUUGCAAAACAAAAGUUGGGAUUCAAAUGUUAGAAUCAAAAUCUUUUGGGCCAAUAUGAUCAUAGUGAAUUACAGUGUUUUUAUAUUGAAUGUUAGCUUGAUUCUUAAAAAGAUAUAUCUUUAUUGUUUUUAAAAAAAAUGUUAAAGAUAUUCAAAGCCAAAUCAAAUUGUAUUAAUGAUGCGUAUUAAAUGGAGGUCACUUUAAAAAACUUUUAUUCAAAAUCCUUUUUUCAUAUUCAAUCAUUGAAAUUUUACUCUUGAUCAAAAAAGAAAGUUAAAAACAGAACGAAAAAAAUAUUAAAAUAUAAUAAUUUCUAUUGAAAUACAUUAUUUACUUCUUCACAAGCAAAAGUAAAAAUAUUAGAUGUAUAUUUUAAAUUAAGAUUUAAAAUAUACAUAGCAAUAAUUUGAGUUCAAGACUUAAAAUGUAAUGCAUUCUGUUUUAAAACAAUAUUUUUUAUUCAGUUCGGUUCAGAUCUGCCUAACUAAAGCAGCAUUUAUCUCUUGAUUCUUCAUAAAUCAAUGAAAACAUCUUCAAUGAAGACAAAGUAUAAUUUUUUGACAGUUUGGAACUCAAUCUUAAUGCAAUAGUUCAGUUGAUCAACAUAAUGUAGAAAGAGUUAUGGAAACACUGUGUUGAGUAGAAAUAUCUUUGCUUGAUUACUAGGCAUUAAUUUGAAUACACAAUAUUUUUCUCUUUCUCUUGAUUCUCAUAUUUGUUCUUUUAUUGCAUUUAUUAACCUUUGUUAGGUUAUUUUUAUCUAUAAAUGACAACUGAUCUCUUUCCUGUGGGAAGAAACUAAUAUGAAAGUUGACUUUCAAGAGAUCUUCGUUUCAUUGUGAAAUUUGAUGUUUGGUCUUGUACUGUAUAUUUUAUGCUGGUUAGUGUUAGUCAAUGUGAAUAAAUAU
Messenger RNA from Uloborus diversus, 2279 nucleotides. Its product is annotated as mediator of RNA polymerase II transcription subunit 27-like. Bases 96 to 1010 code for a protein of 304 amino acids. Gene Ontology annotation, molecular function: transcription coactivator activity. The record is from RefSeq and is a predicted model, not a curated record. The transcript has 8 exons. Gene Ontology annotation, biological process: regulation of transcription by RNA polymerase II. Gene Ontology annotation, cellular component: mediator complex. Lineage: Eukaryota; Metazoa; Arthropoda; Arachnida; Araneae; Uloboridae.